AUGAAAAGUGCGACACCAUCCGCCGACAUCGGUCUAUAUUCCUUUGAAGUCACCAUCCUCACCCAAUGCAACCUCUGCGUCAGUCUUAUGACUGCUUGCAUUCCCUGUCUGAAGCCAUUCCUCGAUGCCUUCGACAGUGGAAUGCUCAAGGUGUCGAUGCUGAAACACGCCACCGGGAGUAACAGCAACUCAUAUAGCCAUUCAUAUGCGUUGGGAAGUAUGAGUCGAGGAGUGAAAGAGUCUGCGACGCGGUCUCGUUAUAUGGAGGAUGAACAGAUUCUGGGAACCGCGGCUGCCGCUUUUGCUGUUACGACUCCUGGGAAGCCAUUGGGUGGAAACAAUCCUCUGACAAUUCAUAGGACAGAUGAGUGGACCGUGCAGUCUGAGUGUGGUAAAACCCCGUCGGUUGAUGAGAAUGUGGCGUCGUCGGACGGGAGUGGAAGCCGACAUGCUCCUAAUGCAUUGUGA
Molecule: messenger RNA, 468 nt
Organism: Penicillium riverlandense
Lineage: Eukaryota; Fungi; Ascomycota; Eurotiomycetes; Eurotiales; Aspergillaceae
Exons: 1
Coding region: 1-468 (155 amino acids)
Source: RefSeq, a predicted model, not a curated record